Molecule: messenger RNA, 1035 nt
Organism: Nycticebus coucang (slow loris)
Lineage: Eukaryota; Metazoa; Chordata; Mammalia; Primates; Lorisidae
Gene: TCEAL9
Product: transcription elongation factor A like 9
Exons: 3
Coding region: 281-592 (103 amino acids)
Source: RefSeq, a predicted model, not a curated record
UCUCAUGUGACCAGGAGUCGACGUGUGCAGAAGUCCUCCUGCUAGUCUGGUCCUUGUUCCCGCCUGGGUACCAGCUUCCUUCAGCAGUGGAGGAGACAGCGUGGGAGUGCAGCGGAAGGAGAAGUCAACUUGUGGGAUUUUUGCAGGUCUGAGUUUGUAGCACGACCCAAGGCUAGAAAAGGAAGAGGAAGAAACUGACCCGGUCAGUACCAGAAGUAAUUGCAUACAAAGGGGAAAAGCAGAAAAAAAGAAUAAAGGAAGGAAGACAGACAGACACGAGAUGAAACCCUGUCAAAAAAUUGAAGGAAAACCAGAAAAUGAGAGUGAACCAAAGCUUGAGGAAGAGACAACACCAGAGGAAAAGCCAGAGGAGGAAGACCCAGAAGACCAAGAAAAAGCAGAAGGAACUUUUAAAGAAAAGCUGAUUCAGUCUCUCCAGGAAUUUAAAGAAGAUAUACACAAUAGGCAUUUAAACAAUGAAGAUAUGUUUAGAGAAGUGGAUGAAAUAGAUGACAUAAGGAGAGUGAGAAACAAACUUAUAGUGAUGCGUUGGAAGGUUAAUCGAAACCAUCCUUACCCCUAUUUAAUGUAAUUCACCACCAUCUUUAUUUGGUAUUAACAAUACCAUAUAGGUUUCUUUUUAUUAGCAUUUUCCUGAUAAACUUUUGUCCCGCUUUCUACUUUUAAACUGUUGCUGUUAGUGGUUUUAGAUUUAUCUCUUGUUAUCUGCAUCUGAACCAAUCUACAAGACUUUGUCUUUUAAUAAAAGAGAUUUACUAAUAUGUAAAAAAGAGGUUCCUGGUAAGAUAUAAAAUGAUAAGUUAAUAAGUAAUAUGUGAAUAUCAUAUUUUGAAAGGUAAAAGUACAUUUGUAUAUUACAUAUAUGCACAUAAAAACUUGUGAAGGAUAAAAGACAAAAAGUAUUGUAUUGGUGGUGGGAUUAUGAAUGAUUUUUCUUCUUUUGCUUAUUUGUAUUUUCCAUAUUCUUAAAAUGAACACACACUAUUAUUACUAAAAAUAAUAAAAGUUUUAUAA